Messenger RNA from Neogale vison (American mink), 3386 nucleotides. RefSeq names its product aspartyl-tRNA synthetase 2, mitochondrial (gene DARS2). The record is from RefSeq and is a predicted model, not a curated record. Gene Ontology annotation, cellular component: cytoplasm; mitochondrion. Gene Ontology annotation, biological process: aspartyl-tRNA aminoacylation. Bases 635 to 2593 code for a protein of 652 amino acids. The transcript has 17 exons. Gene Ontology annotation, molecular function: nucleic acid binding; aspartate-tRNA ligase activity; ATP binding. Lineage: Eukaryota; Metazoa; Chordata; Mammalia; Carnivora; Mustelidae.
UGGCGAGGGCACCUCUGCUCUGAUUGGUUGAAUGCCUUCACCGAAACUUGGGCGCUUUCAGGCGGAACAAGGAGUGUUUGUCUCUCAGCGGUCGUCUAACACACUGUGGGUUCUGGACGUGCGAAGGUUUUGGGUUUGCUGGCCUUCCUGUUUCUGAAGACCGGAGGCCGGCCGCCAGGUCUGGAAGAUUUGAAACCUGAGGCUCAGUUCCUUCUUGUAUUCCAAGUUCGGCCUGCGAAAGCGUGGAAUGAGAGGAAGGGCGUGCGCCUGGUGAUCAGCCCCUUCGCCUCUGCAUGGUAGCGGAGACCCCCUUUGCCCUGCUGGGUGGAAGGGUUCUGUCGGCUCUUCUGGCCGCAGUUCUGUUGGUUAGAAGUGGAAACUGAUGCACUGAGAUGGAAAAAGGAUCUUUCCCUCACCCAUCCUCCAGGGGCCCCAAAGAACUUGCAGAUUUAUCUAGUUUCUAGACACGUGUACUUGAAUGUUCAGCGGAGGAGGGCUUAAAUAUUGGAGAAGAGAGCGAAAACAACUAGCAUUUUAAGGGAUUUGUGUCUGUUUCCAAAACUGACUUUCGAUCAUCAUCCAGCACCGGCUGCUUGGGAUUCGUGAGUGUCUCUUGCCGUCCUGUGGCUCCAACAUGUUCUGUUGGUUAAGUCGGCUCUACAGGGGUUUUUCCACACCCACCGGAAGGAUCACCCACCUGAUCCAGAGUUCUCUCUCCAGAACGCUGGUGCUCACUUCACAGAGGAGAAUUCCAGAAUUCAGUAGCUUUGUUGCUCGGACUAACACGUGUGGAGAGUUGCGUUCUUCUCACAUAGGCCAAGAAGUCACUUUGUGUGGAUGGAUUCAAUACCGAAGGCAAAACAUCUUCCUGGUCCUAAGAGAUUUCCAUGGACUUGUUCAAGUUGUCAUUCCCCAGGAGGAGUCAGCUGCUUCUGUGAGGAAGAUUCUCUGUGAAGCCCCCGUGGAAUCUGUGGUGCAAGUAUCUGGGACAGUAGUUUCCCGACCUCCAGGACAAGAGAAUCCAAAAAUGCCAACAGGUGAGAUCGAAAUCAAAGUUAAAACGGCUGAACUUCUGAAUUCCUGCAAGAAGCUGCCCUUUGAAAUUAAGGACUUUGUGAAGAAAACAGAGGCUCUUCGUUUGCAGUAUCGCUACUUAGACUUGCGAAGUUUCCAAAUGCAGUAUAACCUGCGACUGAGAUCCCAGAUGGUCAUGAAAAUGCGGGAGUAUCUCUGUAAUCUACACGGAUUUGUGGAUAUAGAAACACCAACAUUAUUUAAGAGGACUCCCGGAGGUGCCAAAGAGUUUGUAAUACCAUCGAGGGAACCUGGAAAGUUUUAUUGUCUCCCUCAGAGUCCUCAACAGUUUAAACAGCUUCUGAUGGUUGGUGGUUUAGACAGAUAUUUUCAGGUUGCCCGAUGUUACCGAGAUGAAGGUUCGAGACCAGACCGACAGCCCGAGUUUACUCAGAUUGACAUAGAGAUGUCUUUUGUAGACCAGACUGGAAUCCGGAGUUUAAUUGAGGGCCUGCUCCAGUAUUCCUGGCCCAGUGACAAGGAUCCUGUGGUGGUUCCUUUUCCUUCUCUGACUUUUGCUGAGGCAUUGGCCAACUAUGGAACUGAUAAACCUGACACUCGCUUUGGGAUGAAGAUCAUAGAUAUUAGUGAUUUGUUCAGAAAUACAGAGGUUGGAUUUCUUCAAGACGCACUUAGUAAACCCCAAGGAGCCGUCAAAGCCAUACGUGUCCCUGAAGGAACAAAAUACUUAAAAAGGAAGGACAUUGACUCUAUUAGAAAAUUUGCAGCUGACCAUUUUAAUCAGGAAGUCUUACCUGUAUUCCCAGAAGCCAGUAGAAACUGGAAUUCUCCAGUUGCUCAGUCCAUACUGGAGGAGCAAAGAUCGGGACUAAUCAGACUAAUGGAAAUCCGAGAGGAUGAUGUGGUCCUGCUGACUGCCGGGGAGCACGAGAAAGCAUGCUCUGCGCUGGGAAAAUUACGACUGGAAUGUGCCGACCUUCUAGAAGCCAGAGGAUUGGUGCUGCGUGACCCAGCUCUGUUCUCUUUCCUUUGGGUUGUGGAUUUCCCACUCUUUCUUCCCAAGGAGGAAAAUCCCGGAGGGUUGGAGUCAGCCCACCACCCGUUCACUGCUCCCCACCCCAGUGACCUGCAGCUCUUAUACACCGAACCCGAGAAGGUCCGUAGCCAACACUAUGACUUGGUUUUAAAUGGCAGUGAGAUAGGCGGGGGUUCUAUCCGAAUUCAUGACGCAGAGCUCCAGCGCUACGUUCUGGCAACUUUACUGAAGGAAGAUGUGAACUUGCUCUCCCAUCUGCUCCAGGCUUUAGAUUUUGGGGCGCCCCCUCAUGGAGGAAUUGCCUUAGGGUUAGACAGACUGAUAUGCCUUGUCACUGGAGCACCAAGCAUCAGAGAUGUCAUAGCCUUCCCCAAAUCCUUCAGGGGGCACGACCUCAUGAGCAAUGCCCCAGAUUCUCUCCCUCCUGAGGAACUGAAGCCCUAUCAUAUCCAGGUCUCCUGGCCAGCAGACUCAGAAGCAGAAAAGAGCUCAUUGAAUCAGCCAUCCCUUCCAGAAAGUUGAGCUUUUGAGUUUUGUCUGCUUGGCUUCCCCAAGGCUGAAAUCAGAUGCAGAGUGCUGCCGCAGGCCUCAUGAGCAGCUCUUCAGGGGGAAGGAAUCCAGACAACAUUCUUUACCACAACAAAGAAACAGAAGGUAUCUCAUUUUGACUUGAUAACACACAUUACUAGGAUUUUUUGUUUGGGACUUUUAUGUAGUUUCUGUUACCUGGACAGGUGUGAAAAUGGGCCUCUGUCUGAGUAAUAUAAUAGCUUAGUGUUUUCUCAUCAUGUUUUUCAUACCUGGAUAGUAGAUCGUUUACUUGAGACAGAGGUAAUCAGUAAUCAGACCAUGUGAAAUGUGGGGAGAUGCUUGCCCCUUUAGUCAAUUGAUAAGGGGGUCAUUUCAACCAGCCUCAUCAAGAGAGUCCUGUAAAGGAAGCUAAACAGUGUUAUUUCAACGGUAAGCAUAAUAUAGUGAGAAGCAUCAUGAUAUAAUACCAAAAAAGAAAAAAAAAAAAUCACCAAAAUGAAAGUCAUAAAAUCUUGGUGUUUUACCUUGAGCACGUUACAUAAGCCUCCUUUCCUGCUUAUAUGAAAUGGGAACACUGCUUGUCCUGGCUUCCUCACCAGGCUCCUCUUGCCAGAACCAGAAGAAAUGAUGUAUGUGGAAGGAAUUGUGAAUAAAAAUAGUUUGAAAAACUAUAAAGGAUUACACAAAUAUAAUAGAUAAUGGUAUUAUUUACCUGUAAACAGAUACUGGUAUAUCUAUAUAUCUUACAGUCUAAGAUUAAAUAAAACUGACAUCUAUGGCAUAA